Molecule: messenger RNA, 1101 nt
Organism: Prorocentrum cordatum
Lineage: Eukaryota; Dinophyceae; Prorocentrales; Prorocentraceae
Source: the annotation of a GenBank genome assembly
AUGCGCCACCCGCCCCGGGCCCUUCCGCCGCGGGCCGGCGCCGAUGCUCGCCAGGCCCCGCCUCCCGCGCACAGCUGCUCUGGCUGGUCGGCGAGGCAGUGCGGACCUCCUACGAGGCGCCCCCGGGAUACUACCACAGGGCCGGCGGCGGCCGCCCGCCAGAGUUGGGGCGCCCGCCGCCAGGGGGCGCCGCGGGGCCUCCUUGGCGCCGCGUGCCAGAGGCCGAGGUGCUGUCCGAGAGCGGCCUGUCCUGGCCUCCUGCGCCAGGGCGGCGCCGCGAAGCGGGCCGUGGUCGCCUUCCGCGGCGCGUGCUUCAACUCCGAGGACCACAGGUGCAGGCGAGACUUCUGCGCCGGAUGGCUGGCCAAUGGGGGCAGCUACGUGUGGGCCGCCCUCUCCGACUGGAAGGCUCUCUAUGGCGCCCUGUACUGCCGAUGGACCUGGGCCGCUGCCCGGGCCUCGGACCGCGUCGACUACCUCGCGGCCGCGGUGCGCGCGGCCGGCGCCGCGGAGGCCGCGCUGCCCGGGCACGCGCUGCUGCUGACGGGGCACUCGCUGGGCGGGCUGCUGGCCCUCCUGGCCGCCGCGGAGGUGGGCCUCCCGGCCGUGGCCCUCGCGCCCCCGGGGGCGGCCCGCGCCGCCGCGGCCCACGGCCUGGAGUUCGGCGGCUCGGCAGGCUUGUGGAGCGUGUUCCACGCGUGGGACCCGGUGUACCAGGACGUGCUGGACGCCGGCCCGGCGGGCCUGGAGGUGCGGCGACGGGAUCCACACACAUCCGCCGCCGCUGGCCAGGCCCAUGCGGGGCCCAGGAGCUGUGCAUGCACCCCUGGCUUGGCCCUGCGGGGAGGCGCGUGCACCGCUCUUCCCGGGCCCAGCAUGUGGUUGGCUAGCGGCGCCAGCGGCGGUGUGGAGACGUGCAGAUCUUGCCGCCAUGUGAGCGACACCAAAAAACGGUGUCGUCUGCGCCGACAUUUGCGCGUGAGUUGCCCGCGCAUGCUCGCGUGGAAGCGCCUUCGUCUCCAACAAAGCGUUUCGCGCUGGCGGCUCGCGCAAGCCGCCGCGCAAGGUCGCUGUGCCAUCUCGCGUAAGACCCUUUUUUGA